AUGAUUAUCGACGCAAAUAAUCCAGCAGAUGUUAUAGAAUCGUUCCCCGUGACGGAUAAGCACAUUCUGUGUGUUGCGUCGGUGCCAGGUGCUGUGGCCGAAGAUUAUAGAGAAUACCAGGAACGAGUGGCAGGAGUCACUGAGAACAAACGUCCCCCGUCGUUGUUUUGUGCUGGAAGGAUCGACUCUGUAGAGAUUACCCAGAAGAACAAUUCUAAUGAAGAAAAUGGCGAUAAAGAUGCGGUUAUUGUUGGCAGUACCCGACUGGUGAAAGCAACAAUCCUGACUCCACCGAGCACUCCAGUGAAUGAGCCCGAGCCUGCGUCUGAACCACAGACGGAGGAAACCGUGGUCAAGAACGUUGAGGGACCUGAUCCCGCUGCUCAUGAUAGCCCACCGCUCAGUUCUACCCCUGUUAACGGAGGACAUCUCGGGUCGCCGGAACCAGGAGUAGAGGCUUUCGCUCAACAGCAAUCCAAAACUGAGGAAAAACCGGAGGAGGUGUCUCCAGAUCGUAAGAUGUCCACCGUGAUGGCGACAAUGUGGCUAGGCACUAAGAGUGGGAACCUGUACAUACAUUCUGCAGUUGGAAAUUAUAAAAAAUGUCUCGCUAGAGUGAAGCUAAAUGAUGCCAUACUGUCUAUAGUGGCGUGUGCGUCGCGUUGUAUCGUUGCGCUGGCGGACGGAACUGUAGCGAUAUUCUCACGGCAUGCCGACGGGCAAUGGGACUUCUCUCAGUACUGGAUUCUUAUGCUCGGAGAUCCUAAAUGUUCAGUACGCUGUUUAUCCGCGGUCGGUUGUACAGUGUGGUGCGGAUACCGCAACAAAGUGCAUGUAAUAGAACCGCGGUCGCGACUCCUACUGCAUUCGUUAGAAGCUCACCCGCGGCAAGAGAGCCAAGUGAGACAGAUGGCUUGUGACGGUGACGGCGUUUGGGUGUCAAUCAAAAUGGAUUCCACUCUUCGUCUGUACCACGCUCAUACUUACCAACAUCUAAAAGACGUAGAUAUCGAGCCCUACGUUAGCAAGAUGUUGGGUACGGGCAAGCUGGGCUUCUCGUUAGUCAGGAUCACCGCGUUGCUGAUUAGUUCUGGACGACUGUGGAUCGGAACGAGCAACGGUGUUGUCAUCUCUGUGCCAUUAUCGGAGGGCUCAAGCCGGGAUUCUACUGGAGCUCAGGCGACUUCUUCCAGAGCUGUUGUUGUUCAAACGGGCUCAUCAGCGAGCUGUCCCACCGGCAACAUUCCGUGGUGUUCAAUGGCACACGCUCAACUUUCGUUCCACGGGCAUCGCGACGCGGUGACCUUCUUCGUUGCCGUACCAGGAGUGAUGGGGUCGCCAGUACGAACUCCAGAAUCUCCUCGCCGACUUUCGCCAACGAUGCCCCCCCAUGCUUGUGAUAUCGGGUGGCGAAGGAUACAUCGAUUUCAGAAUAGCCGACUCUGA
This is a messenger RNA of Arctia plantaginis, 1446 nucleotides long. NCBI's taxonomy places the organism in Eukaryota, Metazoa, Arthropoda, Insecta, Lepidoptera, Erebidae. The record is from the annotation of a GenBank genome assembly.